Molecule: messenger RNA, 800 nt
Organism: Polypterus senegalus (gray bichir)
Lineage: Eukaryota; Metazoa; Chordata; Cladistia; Polypteriformes; Polypteridae
Gene: rpl10a
Product: ribosomal protein L10a
Exons: 6
Coding region: 118-768 (216 amino acids)
Biological process (GO): translation
Cellular component (GO): large ribosomal subunit
Molecular function (GO): RNA binding; structural constituent of ribosome
Source: RefSeq, a predicted model, not a curated record
GCAAGAUGGCCGGCGAGCCUAUUGAACUCUCGCGCGAUUCAAAUUGUAUUUAGACCGGAAAUACCCUAGCUAUUUCCUUUUUUCCAGCGAGUGCUGAGAGAGUAACGCGUUGUGAAAAUGAGCAAGGUUUCACGAGACACCCUCUAUGAAGCGACCCGAGAGGUCCUACAGGGGUCCAGGAAGAAAAGGCGAAAGUUUUUGGAAUCCGUUGAACUUCAGAUCAGCUUGAAGAACUACGAUCCUCAGAAGGACAAGCGUUUCUCUGGCACUGUCAGACUGAAAACUACCCCAAGGCCCAAGUUCUCUGUAUGUGUGUUGGGAGAUCAGCAGCACUGUGAUGAGGCAAAGGCUGCAGAAGUCCCUCAUAUGGACAUUGAGGCUCUGAAAAAACUCAACAAAAAUAAGAAACUUGUCAAGAAGCUGGCAAAGAAGUUUGAUGCCUUCCUGGCCUCUGAGUCACUGAUUAAGCAAAUUCCACGUAUCCUGGGACCUGGACUGAAUAAGGCUGGCAAAUUUCCUUCCCUUCUUACACAUAAUGAGAACAUGAUGUCUAAAGUAGAUGAGGUGAAGUCGACCAUCAAAUUCCAAAUGAAGAAGGUGCUGUGUUUGGCUGUUGCUGUUGGCCAUGUUAAAAUGAGCGAGGAUGAGCUGGUAUACAAUAUCCAUUUGGCCAUUAACUUCCUGGUUUCUCUGCUUAAAAAGAAUUGGCAGAAUGUAAGGGCACUGUACAUAAAGAGUACCAUGGGCAAGCCCCAGCGCCUCUACUAGACAGUUUUUUGUAUAAAUAAAAGUUAAUUUUG